UGAGCUGAUCCCACGUGUGACGCUGUCGUUCCCGGCUCAGUAAUAUUCUCAUAGCGGGGCUUUGCGUAUCUCCUGCCUGGCUCUGUGUCUCGCACUCUCUCGGUAGUCCCAGCCGAUAGUUUUGGAAUAGCUAUGGAAGGAGACGGGAGUCAAGCCACAUCCGGAAGCCUAAAUGACUCACACCAUGACCCGGGUAAAAUGUUUAUCGGUGGCCUCAGCUGGCAAACCUCACCAGACAGCCUUAGAGACUAUUUUAGCAAAUUUGGAGAGAUAAGAGAAUGUAUGGUGAUGAGAGACCCCACGACGAAACGCUCAAGAGGAUUUGGGUUUGUUACAUUUACAGACGCUGCCAGCGUAGAUAAAGUCUUAGCUCAACAACACCACGAAUUAGACUCCAAGACGAUUGAUCCUAAGGUUGCCUUUCCACGUCGCGCCCAGCCUAAGAUGGUCACAAGAACAAAGAAAAUAUUUGUGGGUGGCCUUUCAGCCAAUACGGUAGUGGAAGACGUCAAGCAGUAUUUUGAACAGUUUGGGAAGGUGGAUGACGCCAUGCUAAUGUUUGAUAAGACUACAAACAGACAUAGAGGAUUUGGUUUCAUAACUUUUGAGAGUGAAGACAUCGUAGAGAAAGUCUGUGACAUUCAUUUUCAUGAAAUCAAUAAUAAAAUGGUAGAAUGUAAGAAGGCCCAGCCCAAGGAGGUGAUGUUCCCGCCAGGAACACGAGGGCGAGCCAGGGGUCUGCCCUACACCAUGGAUGCCUUCAUGCUGGGAAUGGGCAUGCUGAGUUACCCGAACAUCGUGGCAACGUACGGCCGUGGAUACACUGGAUUCGCGCCCAGCUACAGCUACCAGUUCCCUGGCUUCCCAGCAACAGCGUACGGACCGGUGGCGGCGGCGGCAGUAGCAGCAGCGCGUGGCUCAGGUAUCGGCCUGCGGCCGGCACGAGGAUCCCAAGAUGCGAGAGCCAGCAGGUGGUGCAAGAGGAUUUAUUACAAAAAGGAUGCAACUGAGGAGCCAAAACAGGGACUAAACCAAGUACAACAAAAUAUCACUAGGAGGGGUCACAGGAAAAAACACACUAGGGCUAAACUAAAGGAGCUACCGAAAACGAUGAGGUAGAACGGCAAGGACUAUAAUUACACUAACAGAAAACACUAGCAGCAGCACAGGGCUAGGCAAAACAGUAUACACACCGCGGCAGGCAAGCGAGAGAAAAAGGUAACAAAAGGAGCAGCAAGUAGCUGAGAUAAGAUGCUGGAGGAAUAGCAGGUCGAGGCGUAGGAGGUGGCUGGUGCGUCGUAGACUGUUAGCUAAGAGCUACAACGAACUGGCACCAUGCUGCAGGACCCUGCUGCUUAUCAAUUGUUCUCCUUAACGAGCUGCAGGUGUGCCAGGAGGGAACUAGGUGGUAGGAGGUGCGCUGAAACACAGAGCAGAGGGAGAGCAGGAGAGAGAGCGGCGCACAAUUCCUAACAGUACCCCCCCUUUUAUACGACGCCCCCUGGCAGCAUACCUGGUUUGUUAGGGUGGGACGAGUGGAAGUCGCGGACGAGGGAUGGGUCCAGGAUACAGGAGCGGGACACCCAGGAGCACCCAGUUGGCUGGCCAUCAAUGAUGCGCGGCGGAGGCGGAGCCUCGGCAGGAGGGCACAGCGGGCUGGUUCUCACUGGUUUUAGGUGGGAAAUGUGGAAAACGGGAUGAACCUUGAGGGCGGGCGUCAGCUUCAGUCUAACAGCAGAUGGGUUGAUGAUGGCCUCAAUGGGGUAGGGUCCGACGAAUCUAGGAGCGAGUUUUCUAUUUGUGCCCGCCAAGGGGAGGUCCCGAGCCGAGAGCCACACCUUCUGUCCACGACGGUAGGUGGGUACCGGAGUUCUGUGCCGGUCCGCCAGUUGCUUGUUGCGGGUGGCGAUGCGGGACAACGCGGCCCGGGUGUCUCACCAGACACUGUGGGCCCGCCGGAGGUGUAGGUGUAGCGCAGGGAUGGCAAUCUCGGCUUCCUGGGAGGGAAACAGUGGGGGUUGGAAACCAUAAGCUGCUUUAAAAGGUGACAUACCUGUGGCCGUGCUGAUCUGGGAAUUAUGGGCGUAUUCGACCCAGGGGAGGUUUGUAGCCCAGGCGGAGGGGUGCCGGUGGCAGACGCAGCGGAGAGCCGCUUCCAUGUCCUGAUUGGCCGUUCGACUCGGGGUGGUAUUCCAAGGUGAGUCUGGCCUUGGUGCUCAGUGCUUUGCAGAAUCCCUUCCAGACGCGGGAUGUGAAGUGGGGGCCUCUGUCGGAGACGAUGUCCAUGGGAAUGCCGUGAAGGCGAAAUACGUGUUGAACAAGCAGGUGGGCCGUCUCCAGUGACGAUGACGAUGGGAGCUUCGGCAAGGCUAUGAGGUGUGACAUCUUGGAGAAUCUAUCGAUGAUGUUGAGAAUAACGGAGUUGCCGCGUGAGGGGGGCAACCCAGUGACGAAGUCCAGCGCAAUGUGCAACCAAGGGCGUGGUGACACAGGCAGUGGUUGCAGGAGUCCUGCCAGUGGGCCGUGUACGGGCUUGCUUCUGGUGCAGACAGAGCAGGCUGCGACGAAGCUCUUUAUGUCGGCUGACAUCGACGGCCACCAAAAUCUCUGAGUGGUCAGGAAGUGUGUUCGUCUAAUUCCGGGGUGGCAUGAUAUCUUGGAGGAGUGAGCCCAUUGGAGAACUUCGGACCUGAGAGCAUUGGGGACAAACAAUUUACCUGAGGGGCAACCCUCCGGUACGUCCGUGUCCGUAGUGGCCUCAGAUACGCGCCUCUCCACCUCCUCCAAGUAUUCUCUGUCACGCUCUUCUGAUGGGGUGGUCGGGAGCUUGCGCCGAAAAGCCACACCUUUGCUUUCUUUCCUGCAUUUGAUCAGGAAAUUUGCAAAUUUGGCGGUUUUUACUGAAGAAAAUGUUUAAAAGAAUUGCAAUCAUACAGAAAAUAAUAAUAAUAAUAAUAAUAAUAAUAAUAAUAAUAAUAAUAAUAAUAAUAAUAACAAUGCAAUUCAAAGGGAAAAUAUUAUAUAUACUAUUUAUUUUAUCUUAUGAUUGUUUUUUGUGUUUUUCCAUCAUCCACUGACCACACGUCAUUUACCAGUCAGGGGUGCAUUUGCAGCAUUUAUGAUCACGCUAUCAUCAAAGCCAGCUUUUUUUUAGGAGUGUCAUUGUGUCGCUUCUCAAAACUUUAAAUACACUUAGAAGAAGAUGAAGCUAGAGGGAGGGGGCUAUGUUUACACCAACAAGGAGACUAGGUGUUGGUCAUGUUACGUCGAUGAGAGAAAAGCCACGGCGGGAAGUACACAGUGAUCAUGUGGCUCUCCCAAUGCUAAUGUGUGAAUCUAUAUUGUGUCUUAUUCAUGUCUAAUUUUCUUUUAAUAUACUGCUCAAAAAAUAAAGGGAACACAUCCAUAACACAUCCUAGAUCUGAAUUAAUGAAAUAUUCUGAUUAAAUACUUUUGUCUUUACAUAGUUGAAUGUGCUGGCAAGAAAAUCACACAAAAACGAUCAAUGGAAAUCAAAUUUGUUAACCCAUGGAGGUCUGGAUUUGGAGUCACACUCAAAAUUGAAGUGGAAAAACACCCCACUUGUUGUCUAUUCCAUUUGCUCAACAGAUUGUGAAAUUGAUUGUCAAUCUGUGUUGCUUCCUAAGUGGACAGUUUGAAUAACGGCGCAGCACUUUUGACUGAGUGUGAAUUGAGUGUUCCCUUUUUUUUUUGAGCAGUGUGUUAUUUCAUGUCUAGAGGGCUCUAAUAAUGUUAAAAAUGUAUAUUUAGAAGGUGGUAAACAGGUUUUCCAUGAUCUAACUAAAGAACCCAAAUAUUCCAUUUAUAUAUAAGGAAUCUUACUUUGUGGAAAUUCCCUCAUCACAGUCGGGUCGGGAAGCGAUGAACCGCCAUAAACGAGGGAUGACUGUAAGUCAUUAUUGACAAUCCAAAGGUGAAACUUGGGAAUAAUAUCACACACUGAGCUUGUUCCUCGGUGCAGUUUGUUGAGGUCUCACUCACAGCAAAAAAUAUGAUCCGAUAUUUUUAUGUCAGUAUCGGCCAUCCUUAGUUAUCACACCUCAGUAUGGAGCAGAAAUUCUACCCAGAAAAAAGGAAACAGAAACAAAACAAAGCUGCAAGCUAUGAAAUGCCAAAAAUGCAUCAUAUACAUACAUGUUGUGUAUAUAACUUAUAAAAUGUGGAUGUGGACAUCCGUCCAUCCAUUUUCUAUGCCGCUUAUUUUCACCAGGGGCGUGGGGGUAUGGUAUGCUUGAGCCUAUCCCAGCGGUACACCCCGGUCGCCAGCCAAUGGCAGGGCACAUAUAGACAAACAACCAUUCACACUCACAUUCAUAUCUAUGGACAAUUUAGAGUCUCCAAUUAACCUCACCUGCAUGUUUUUGGAAUGUGGGAGGAAACCGGAGUACCCAGAAAACCCACGCACACACGGGGAGAACAUGCAAACUCCACACAGAAAUGCCCAAGGGAGAAUCGAACCCAGAUCUUCCACAUCUCCUGACAUGCUAACCACUCGGCCACCGUACGGUAUGAGCUACAAGUGCACUGUAAAUACACAAGGCAGGUAUAUUUGUAUGUAAUAUGUAUGUUAUCACUCAUGCCAGUGAACAUCUACCAAGACAUUCGGAUGCAAGCUCCUGUCAGUGUACAACAGAGUUUCUCUCUGUGUUUAACACGGCAUCGAUUGACUUGUCGGCUUCAUUUAGACAGCUUGCUUUUCCCCCCUUACAACUGUAGAUCAUUCAAUAGCUGUCAAUAGCAGCUCCCCUGACUGAACACUGCAGCCUGCAGACUCUAGCGAGGCACACCACCCUUUACCAGACAUGCCGUAGGAAGCUUAUGGGAGAAAACAUCACUUUGAAUUGUAACUCUGAUAUUUGUAGCAUGUAUGCUGUACGGUGGGCAUACGUGUGUAGACAAACUGCCCUUCAUUUCAAUCAUCUUAUGUCUUUCCCAUCAGGGUGUUUGUAUUUUCAAAACAAACCAUUUGCAAAACCAUCAUGGCAAUGUGAAUCAUUAAGAAGCAGGAAUGUUGAUUUGGAGUUAGCGGCAGCCAGAAAGCAAAUGACGUGACGGCAGCCAUCAUGAACACUUUAUGUGUGACGGCUGCUAAUGGAAGGGAGUUAAGUAUCAUAAUGGACAGGGGCUGAUAAACACUGACAUCAGGCUUUUUGUCAGGGCUUUCUCUGUGUAUGCUAGACAUACUGGAAGUCAUGUAUGUUCGCCCAUUUUUACACGGAAUUAAUCAAUCAUCACUGGAGCGUCCAGCGGUCUGCUUUCUUUUGUACUUACUUUUUGCUAGGUCCAUAUCUAAAAUUGCACCUAAUAGCACAUCAGCAAAAGUUGUUUCCUCAUUUUGGUGCUUUUUUUUUUUUUGCUUACCUGGUGACGCAUGAGUGGAUUAUUUGUGCUUUGACUCCACCUACAGUUCCCACAGAGCACCACAUUCAGAAUAGAGACUGCUUGUAUUCUUUAAAAGCUGAGACUAACUGAUCCCAGCUGUAUGACUUUUGGCUCCCUUCUGUUGAGGCUGAGCCAGCUGGCCCAUUAAGCAAUAUAAGCAGAUGUUAAGAUGGGUGCCAACAUAUCUGGGAAAAAAAAUCAUCUUUAAUGUUCUAUUAAAAGUAGUUGUUAUAGUUAUUACUAGUUAUAUAAUACUCACAUUGAUUCAAAUGUAUGGCAAUGCCCAAUAAAUAAUAAUAUUUUAUUAAUUAUUAAUUGUUAUUCUACAAGCAGUCUCCCCGCACCCAUCAUUUUUGCACAAAAUUUUGCAUUUAGUUGUGCAGUCACCCCUCGUUUAUUGUGCUUAAUUGGUUUGCAGAAGUAGGAUUUUUAGUAAUAGUAGUAGUAUUUAUAUACUGCCUCUGUCCACCAGAGGGAGCCAGAGGAGCCCACAGCCCCGACGGAGGCUGACAUCAUUGCAGCGCUCCAGCAGGAAUAACAAUUAAAUGCUGUGCUGGGACUAAAUGCAUUAUGAGAAAAAGUUAAAAUCUUUUUUUUUUUUUAAUUUUAAACUCGUAUUGGUACUUGUAUUGUACAGCCAUCCAUCUUCUACCGCUUAUCCAAGAUCGGGUCGCGGGGGCAGCAGUCUAAGCAGGGAGGCCCAGAUUUUCCUCUCCUCGGCUACUUCGUCCAGCUCCUCCCAAGGCGUUCCCAGGCCAGUUGGGAGACAUAGUCUCUCCAACAUGUCCUGGGUCUUCUCCGAGGCCU
This is a messenger RNA of Dunckerocampus dactyliophorus (ringed pipefish), 6210 nucleotides long. It is a transcript of the gene msi2b, whose product is annotated as musashi RNA-binding protein 2b. Gene Ontology annotation, cellular component: cytoplasm. Gene Ontology annotation, molecular function: RNA binding. The transcript is spliced from 12 exons. The record is from RefSeq and is a predicted model, not a curated record. The coding region runs from base 133 to 1119 and encodes 328 amino acids. Lineage: Eukaryota; Metazoa; Chordata; Actinopteri; Syngnathiformes; Syngnathidae.